CUUCCUCCUUAAAGCCAUGUUGUUUUCUGCCUGAGGCUGGGAUGAGGAGCUGACCUGCUCUAUCCUGUGCGCCUCGCACAAGAGAUCCACCCACUAGUACCCCCCCUCUCUCCAUCAGACAAGAAGAGAAGGAUACAAGCGAGCAAAGCAAGGAGCUGAAGGCUGAUGUCCCACCUCCAGAGGACUCCAGGAGGCUCCGGGCAGAGUUUCCCCUCCUCGCCGACAGAUGAGAGAGGUGGAGGAAGCCAGGCGCCCAGAUGCGUGAUCCAGAGAUCCGGUACCCGGGAUCCGGCUCGCCCAACCCUCCUUUCCCGCGUCUCGGAGGGAACCACGCGAUUGCUCUGGGAAGCUUAAGGCAGCGGCGGCGGCAGCAGCAGCGCCCUACUGGAGCAAGGCGGUGCGCUUUCGCCUCGGAGGCGCCAUGCCCAGCUUGGGCGCCGCGCACCCGGCGCUCCUUCCUCUGAUGCGCCUUCGCUUCUCCUGGCUCUCUCCUCGCCGUCGAUCCCCGACGCUUCUCUCCUCCUGGGCAAAACUUGAGUGGGGGAGAGAAAACCGCCUCGACGAAAAAGGAUUACACCGGCGAAGCAGACAGCCGCGUUGGGCUGGGGAGGGGCGCGUGAGGGUGUCUCCGUGCGCGCUCGAGGGCGCGCGCGCGCCUGGGUGCGCGCCUCGCCGCUGAAAUGCAGGCGGCGGGUCGGCGAGGCUGACAUGGACCCGGGGCACGCUCCGCGGCCCGCCAUGGGGGUCAGCGAGCCGCAGCCGCCCCGGAAAGGAGAGGAAGAAGCCCGGCAAGAGUUCCUCCUCCGUCGGCCCGCAAAGCCACGCCGCCCGGGGAGACCCGGGGAGCUCCGCCUCGCAGCCAGCCCGGCUCUCGGAUCUCCUUAGUUUUGUAAUCCGUCGCAACCAUGAAGUCUCCGACAGCCGACCCUCCCCGUAAGAGAAGGAUGUUGUGGAUUAUUCUUCUAAGCACAAUUGCUGUAGCGUGGACUACCCCCAUCCCCUUGAUAGAGGACUCGGAGGAGAUUGAGGAGUCUUGCUUCGAUCCUUGUUACUGUGAAGUCAAAGAAAGCCUUUUUCACAUACACUGCGACAACAAGGGAUUUAUAAAUAUUAGCCAGAUAACGGAGUCCUGGUCGAGACCUUUCAAACUUUACCUGCAGAGGAACUCCAUGAGGAGAUUAUAUACUAACAGUUUUCUCCACCUGAACAACGCCGUGUCGAUCAACCUGGGGAACAACGCACUACAAGACAUUCAGACGGGAGCCUUUAACGGCCUCAGAAUCCUGAAGAGGCUGUACCUGCAUGAGAACAAAUUGGACAUCUUCAGAAAUGACACUUUCCUGGGCUUGGAGAGUCUGGAAUAUCUGCAGGCAGAUUACAAUGUCAUUAAGCGGAUCGAGAGCGGGGCAUUUCGGAACCUGAGCAAGCUCCGGGUCCUGAUCUUGAAUGACAACCUUAUCCCCAUCCUCCCCACCAAUUUGUUUAAGUCGGUGUCCUUAACUCACUUGGACUUGCGUGGAAACAGGUUGAAAGUGCUCUCCUACCGAGGGAUGCUGGAUCACAUUGGCAGGAGCCUGAUGGAGAUCCAGCUGGAGGAGAACCCGUGGAACUGUACCUGUGAUAUUGUCCAGCUGAAGAGCUGGCUGGAGCGCAUCCCUUACACUGCCCUUGUGGGAGACAUAACCUGUGAGACCCCUUUCCACUUCCACGGGAAGGACCUGAGGGAAAUUAAGAGGAAUAAACUCUGCCCAAUGCUGUCUGACUCAGAGCUGGUCAGCAUCGGUGCCCCUCAGUUGCCCUCGAGCAAGGAGAACGCGUGGCCUACUAAGCCUUCUUCCAUGCUGUCCUCUUUCCAUUUCACUGCUUCCUCUGUCGAAUACAAAACUUCCAUUAAGCAGCCCAGGCCCACCAAACAGCCCAGGGCACACAAGCCACCCCCGACACCUCGAGGCCUAUACCCUGCACCCAACCAGCCCCCGAUAGCUGGUUACCAGACGAGGCCACCCAUCCCCAUCAUCUGCCCUACUGGCUGCUCAUGCAGUUUGCACAUCAAUGACUUGGGCCUGACAGUCAACUGCAAGGAAAGAGGGUUCCACAAUAUUUCCGAGCUCCUGCCCAGGCCCGUCAACGCCAAGAAGCUGGUCCUGAGCGGUAAUUUGAUACAGAAAAUUUACCGUUCCGAUUUCUGGAAUUUUUCUUCCCUGGAUCUCCUGCAUUUGGGGAACAACCGGAUCUCCUAUGUUCAGGACGGGGCCUUUGUCAACCUGCCCAACCUGAAGAGCCUGUACCUGAACGGCAAUGACAUUGAGAAGCUGACCCCAGGCAUGUUCAGGGGUCUGCAGAGCCUGCACUAUCUGUAUUUUGAGUACAACCAGAUCAGGGAGAUCCAGCCCGCUGCCUUCAGUCUCAUGCCCAACCUGAAGCUUCUCUUCCUCAACGACAACCUCCUGAGGAACCUGCCUACAGAUGCCUUUGCAGGCACCUCUCUGACCAGGCUCAACCUGAGGAACAAUAAAUUCCUGUACUUGCCCGUGGCUGGUGUUCUGGAGCACCUUAACGCCAUUGUGCAGAUUGACCUGAAGCUCAACCCGUGGGAUUGCACGUGUGACCUGGUGCCUCUCAAGCAGUGGAUCGAGGCCAUCAGCUCCGUCAUCAUGGUGGGGGAUGUCCUCUGCGCCAGCCCAGACAACCUUACCCACAGAGACAUCCGCUCUGUGGAGCUGGAGGUACUCUGCCCCGAGAUGUUGCAUGCUGCUGCUGCCUCGCCAGCCCCUCCAGCGUGGGGCCACCCUAGCCCCACCAGCCCGUCGCCCUAUGAGCUCCCCCCGGCUGGGGGAGGCCCGGUGCCCCUCUCCGUGCUCAUCCUCAGCCUCCUUGUACUGUUCUUCUCGGCGGUCUUCAUUGCUGCGGGCCUUUUCGCCUUCGUCCUGCGCAGGCGUCACAAGAAGCUACCCUUCCGGAACAAGCAGCGGCAGGAGACCCUCGACUUGACGGGCAUCCAGAUGCAGUGCCACCACCUCUUCGAGGAGGGAGGCGGCGGAGGUGGCGGGGGACUCAGCGCCUCCCCGGAAAAGGCACCCCCGGUGGGGCACGUCUACGACUACAUCCCGCAUCCAGUGACCCAGAUGUGCAACAACCCCAUCUACAAGCCCCGCGAGGAGGACGAAGUGGUGGCGGGGGAGCCGGGUCAACCUGGGGACAUGCUUUUGGGAGGUGGUGGUGGUGCUGGUAGUGGUGGUGGUGGAGGAGGAGGAGGAGUUGGCUGUGCAGGGGAACAGUUUGCCGACCCCACAAAGGACGGUGGGAGCAGCAGCUGCUACAGGACCUUGCUGGAGAAGGAGAAGGAGUGGAGCUUGGCCGUGUCCAGCUCGCAGCUCAACACCAUAGUGACCACCAACCAUCACCCGCACCCGCACCCGCCCGGCGGGGGGAUUGGAGGGGGGCUGCCUCUCCUGGGGGAGCUAGCGCUGGUGCCGCCUGUCUUCCACCACGAAAAGAACGGUGGGGUGGUGCUCUUCCCCCCUAGUGGUGCCAUUCUAGACAGCAGGGACAGGCCGCCUUUGGCACCACCGUGCACGGUGGGCUUUGUGGACUGCCUCUACGGCACGGUGCCCAAAUUAAAGGAACUGCACGUGCACCCCCCUGGCAUGCAAUAUCCAGACCUGCAGCAGGACGCCAGGCUGAAAGAGACCCUCCUCUUCUCGGCUGAUAACGCACCUGAGCUUGAGAGACAGCAACUUGUCCAAGGAUACCCCAUGACCUUUUGGCUGAAGACGGAUUUGAAUCUGACGCAAGCUUUCUAUGCACUGGACCAGACUGCCUCCAGAAAAAGUUGCCCAAAGCAGUUUACAGAUCAAUCAAGGCAAGGCAGAAGAUAAGGAAUGAAUCAAGGAGAUAAUUCUGGGACCUACCAUUUCAUCAUGAAGAUGGGAAUCUUCAUUUCAGAGGUAGAUGCACUAUCCUGCAGCGAAAUACCUGCUCCCAUCAGUGGAGCAACAAUACCAAGAAGAAUUCUGGCUCUACAAUGAUUCCCGAUGGUGAAUCAACCCAACAGGGAAGCAACCCAACAGAACAGUUGCAGAAGUUCCAGGGCAAUGAAUGGCAGCUGCAGAAACUCAUGGUUUGCUCAGGUUAUGCUCCCUGUGGACUGUGCCUAUUAUUAUGUUAUUUUAUUUAAGCUUCAAAAGCACAGGGGAUUUGUCUUAUGAAGAUUUUUGUUUCCAGGUUGCAGCUACCACCAGGACCAUUAUCAACAUGGCACAUUUAAUUUCCAGAUUAUUAUUUUUAAAAAAGAUUGCUGUUGCAUUCUCCUGAUAACAGCUGGAUUUUGUAUUUUCAUAUAUGGGGCCUAAACCACUGUAUUUUCAUGGGAAGCUGCCCUCUCCUGAGUCAGACCAUUGGCCCAACUAACUCAGUAUGUUCUACUCUGUUGGGCAGUAGCUCUUCAGGACUUCCCCAGAGCUCCUGGGGAUUGAACCUGGGACCUUCUGCAUGAAAAGCAGAUGCUCUACCACGGAGCUAUGGCUCUCAGAAGCAGUUUUGUCUUCCUAGCAGCUCUGGGUGCAACCCAAAACCUGCAGAGCACCUAAAGAACCCCAUUUCCAUGUCUGCUACCUCCUCCCUCAUUCCAUCUUAAAGGUGUGACCAGAUGCACAUUUCACUGUUUCACUCUUUUUUGUGUGCCCCCCUCUCCAUUGCCAGCCUUGCCCCAUUUAUCAUGUAGCCUGAUGAAGAGUUCUGCAGAACUCAAAAGUUUGCACACAUUUUUGGUUGGCCUAAUAAAGGUCUUACAAUAAUAUGGAUUUUGGUGCUUUCCUUAUUAGCCACCAUGGCUUCCUUUACUCUUUGCAUUCUUCUAACCAUAAUCCAAUAGCCAUAAGGCAACUCGGCUGAGCAAAAGAGACAAAUCUGGUAACUGAUUAAAAUUGAGAAUGGUAUUAGAACUGAAAUGAUACCCUAUGCAGAGAUUAAGGAAAACAAACUUCCCAACAGAUGGUUUCUUACCUGAGUUGAAGAGUUCUAGGUCUGUGCAUGAGUGGAUGGAAUCACUUCAAUGUUUUCAAGCACAAAAGGGGUUUCAGUGCAACCUAGUUUUAAUUUCACCAUAUUUUCAAGUUCUUUUCUGAGCACAGUUCAAAGUGUUGGUUGUGACCUUGAAAGCCCUAAACAGCCUCAGCCCAGUAUACCUAAAGGAGAGUCUCCACCCCCAUCAUUCAGCCCAGACACCGAGGUCCACCUUUGAGGGUCUUCUGGUGGUUCCCUCACUGUAAGAAGUGAAGUUACAGGGAAGCAGGAGCAGGGCCUUCUUGGCAGUGGUGCCCACCCUGUGAACCACCCUCCCAUCAGAUGCCAAGGAGAUAAAAAACUACACAAUUUUAAGAAGACACCUGGAGGCAGUUUUAAAGGUAUGGCAGUUUAUUAUGUUUUUAUAUGUGCUGGAAGCUGCCCAAAGUGGCUGGGGAGACCCAGCCAGAUGGGCGGACUAUAAAUAAUAAAAUUAUUAUUAUCAUUA
This is a messenger RNA of Podarcis raffonei (Aeolian wall lizard), 5512 nucleotides long. It is a transcript of the gene SLITRK3, whose product is annotated as SLIT and NTRK like family member 3. NCBI's taxonomy places the organism in Eukaryota, Metazoa, Chordata, Lepidosauria, Squamata, Lacertidae. Gene Ontology annotation, molecular function: protein binding. Gene Ontology annotation, cellular component: postsynaptic density membrane; GABA-ergic synapse. Gene Ontology annotation, biological process: regulation of presynapse assembly; positive regulation of synapse assembly; axonogenesis. Bases 906 to 3878 code for a protein of 990 amino acids. The transcript has 4 exons. The record is from RefSeq and is a predicted model, not a curated record.